GCUCCGUUUCCCGUUCUGAUUUUACAACGCGCCCGCUGAUUGGUCGAAACCGCUGGCACGACGGCCCCGUCUCCACGCAGAGGACAGCGGAACAUGGCGUCUCUGAGGUGUUUCCUGCGCUCAGGGAAGAAGGCCGUUGCGGCGGUGUUGCGGCGGGAGUUUCACGGGACGUCGCCGGCUGCGGUGCAGGUAACGGUCCGAGAUGCCCUCAACCAGGCCAUGGAUGAGGAGCUGGAGAGGGAUGAACGGGUUUUCCUCCUCGGAGAGGAAGUCGCUCAGUAUGACGGCGCAUAUAAGGUUAGCAGAGGCCUUUGGAAGAAGUACGGAGAUAAACGCAUCAUUGACACACCAAUUACAGAGAUGGGCUUUGCCGGCAUCGCCGUUGGAGCGGCCAUGGCUGGUUUGAGGCCCAUCUGUGAGUUCAUGACCUUCAACUUCUCCAUGCAAGCCAUCGACCAGGUCAUCAACUCCGCCGCCAAGACCUACUACAUGUCUGCCGGCCUGCAGUCAGUCCCCAUUGUGUUCCGCGGGCCCAACGGAGCUUCGGCCGGCGUGGCCGCCCAGCACUCUCAGUGUUUCGCCGCCUGGUACGGUCACUGUCCCGGCCUGAAGGUGGUCAGCCCCUUGAGCGCCGAGGACGCCAAGGGCCUUCUGAAGUCAGCCAUCCGUGACGAUAACCCUGUGGUGGUUUUGGAGAACGAGCUGAUGUACGGCGUGCCGUUUGAGAUGUCUGAACAGGCUCAGUCAAAAGACUUCGUCGUGCCAAUCGGAAAAGCUAAGAUCGAGAGACAGGGAAAUCACGUAACACUGGUGUCUCAUUCCCGAAUGGUCGGCCUGUGUCUCGACGCCGCUGCCGUCUUGGCCAAAGAAGGGAUAGAAUGUGAGGUGAUCAACAUGCGCACAAUCCGGCCUCUGGACUCGGAAGCCAUUGAAACAAGCAUAAUGAAAACCAAUCAUCUCAUCACUGUGGAGGGAGGCUGGCCUCAGUUUGGAGUCGGGGCAGAGAUCCUCGCCAGGAUUAUGGAGGGUCCUGCUUUCAAUUACCUGGACGCCCCUGCGGUCCGGGUCACGGGUGUAGAUAUUCCAAUGCCGUACGCCAAGAUUUUGGAGGACAACAGCAUACCGCAAAUCAAGGACAUCAUCUUCUCCGUCAAAAAGACUCUGAACGUUUAACAUAAUAGAUGUCCCUACUGGAACACAUUAAAUAUCAAAUACUACAUGUUUUCUUCCCGCUUCUGCCUCGCUGUUUUUGGGAAAUGGGAUGUCCUCUUUCAUCUUGUACAGGUCUUUCUGUUACACGGCCCUUUCUUCAUUGGCAAUAUAUUAAAAAAAAAUGUUCUCAUUGACUCUGACAUGAGGUUUUGUCAUGAGGGUAACGUUUAUUACGCCUAUAAACAACCGAUCAUGUGUAUUAUGCUGUAAAUUCUACUGUAAGCUAAAGUAAUAAACUUUUAUCACAAAGGGU
Puntigrus tetrazona (Sumatra barb) is the source of this 1465-nucleotide messenger RNA. RefSeq names its product pyruvate dehydrogenase E1 subunit beta (gene pdhb). Lineage: Eukaryota; Metazoa; Chordata; Actinopteri; Cypriniformes; Cyprinidae. The coding region runs from base 94 to 1173 and encodes 359 amino acids. Gene Ontology annotation, biological process: pyruvate decarboxylation to acetyl-CoA. Gene Ontology annotation, molecular function: pyruvate dehydrogenase (acetyl-transferring) activity. The transcript has 10 exons. The record is from RefSeq and is a predicted model, not a curated record.